AUGAAUCGAUCGACUUACUCUCGCUUUGUUACUGUUGGGCUCUCUGGUUCUCGUAAUGAAUUUCGACCCGACUACGUGCCCUCAGAUAAUAUUCAAUCUGAAAUCGACAGUGCUCUCAGCGCCAACUAUGAUAGCAUCUCUAUUUCCUUGGCUAAUGAGCGCUGGAAGACUCGUUGGCAGAAGAUGUGUCUCAGUGGUCCCCAGACCCCACCAAAUUAUUCAGAUUCGCUUCAGGGACAACGCUCUCCAGCGCGGAUAAAACUUGAGAACACCGCAUCGGGAUUGUUCAAAGCUCCUUCUGACCAUAAGGAUGCAGAAAUAGAGAUGGAAGCAGAGCUCUGGAGAGCUGGGGGUGGGUUCCAGCGCGACGAAGUCAAUAUCAUGCGGAAUGAUCAAGCCGAACAUGUCAUUGGUUUUAUUUCCGACUGGCUGGAGUUAGAUUCUCAAAUCGAAGGUGUUCGAUAUGACUCUGAAAUAGCACUUAGACAAGAGCUCCAGUAUGCCUCAUACUUGGGAAUAUCAAACGUUAUUUUACCACCUCCAAGGAGGGGCCAAGAGAUAACCACGUAUGCGCGCGCUGUCAAGGAUUGCCUCACAUCCUCUGCUGUCUCCCCGUAUAUGUCGCUUUCUGUCCGUAUUCCGGUAUGCGAUAUUCCGCCCGAAGACGGGAAUGCAGCAAAGGGAGUGAGUGACUAUGAAGAUGAAUUAAGCGCAACCUGGCAAAUGUGGAAUACUAUCAGGAUGGUCUGUGGCCCUACUCAACGAGUAUCCGUCGCUCUCGAUUUAACUCCUGCCCUCCCCGCUUCUUCAGGAGUGCUUGCCCGCUGGAGUGCGGAGCAUGUUCAGCAUUUGAUACUGCCCGCCACCACAUUUAUUCCCAACGGAAAAGGCUAUCCUGUUUUACCAAAACUCACGCAGGGAUUCUUGCGGGAUCUUUUCAAGAAUCGCCCCAACAUCAUUUUAUCCAAAACGCAAGCCAGCCUACACAAUUUAGGCGGGGAACUUGCAUAUAUCCAAUAUGUGAGGCACUUGGAAAAAACAAGCCCAUUCAACGUAGCUAGAGAUGCACCUGAUGGUCUAACCGUUGAGAGCUUUGGACGCGGGUAUGAGGAUUAUCUGCAAGCGCCGCUGCAGCCCCUAAUGGACAACCUUGCGAGCAUGACAUACGAGGUCUUCGAAAAAGACCCGGUCAAAUAUCGGCAAUACGAGCAGGCAGUUUACCGGGCGUUAUUGGAUCAAAGCCCGGAAUCAACAACGAUCAUUUGCGUUGCUGGUGCAGGGAGGGGCCCAAUCGUUUCCAACUGUAUCCGUGCAGUGGAGAGAUCGGGACGAGAUGCACGUAUCUAUGCCAUCGAGAAGAAUCCAAGUGCCUUCGUAACGCUCCAAGGUCGCAAAGCCCGUGAAUGGCCUGACUUUGUGCAUAUUAAAUUUGGCGACAUGCGAACCGUACAAUUACCCGAACCGGUUGAUAUUCUAGUUAGCGAACUGUUGGGGUCGUUUGGGGAUAACGAACUCAGUCCAGAGUGUCUCGAUGGGGCGAUGCGCUUGUUGAAACCCGAGGGGAUCUCAAUCCCUGCUUCCUAUACUGCUUACCUCGCUCCUAUCUCUGCAUCUAGGCUAUACAACGACCCUAGCGGUCUCUUGAGGGAGACCAAAGGCGCUGAAACGCCGUAUGUAGUUAUGUUACAUGCCAUCAAUACGUUAAGCGGGGACGAGGAAGACAAGCACCCCCGAUGCGGCCCUAAAAUCCAAGAUUGUUGGACGUUUGAACACCCCAGGAAGAUUGUGUUAGAUCCGCAGGCAUUGCCGGGUGGAAAAACAGAUCCGAUGGACGCUAGCCCCGUAGCCACAGCGCUUAGAGAGGCCAACGAAGAAAUUGGGUUACCCGUUCCAAGCUCAGCCGUCCAUGUUUUGGGUGUCUUGACUCCAUUUGUGUCGUAUUACAAGCUUGCAGUGACGCCCGUGAUCGCUUUUUUGAGUGAUUUAUCGCUCUUGGAACAUCUCAAGCCCAAUCCCGAGGAAGUAGACGAGAUAUUUGAUCAUCCCUUGGAGGCAAUCCUCUCGCCGGAACUUGCAGCAAGCUUAGCACCCAAGCCCGGUCGACUGUUAUCCGAGCGUGGGAGUGAGAAAUGGCGGUAUGAACCCGAGUAUCAUUACAUGAGAGAUUCGGCAUGGUUACACGGAAGCCAAUACCGCAUGCACAAAUUUCGAUCAGUUACUACACCUAUUAGUGGCCUAACUUCUGAUAUCCUUAUUUUAGCUGCGAAAAUAGCAUACGUCCGGAAUACUGAUUACGAGCGAUACGCUGAAAACCAUGUUACCCCCGAUAUUGCACUUGGGUGGGCCAUGGAACAGCAUGCCGAGGCCGCCAGGGCUACAUCUCAGCCACAGGCAUCAAGUGCUGAAUCACAUAUCGAAGGUCUCGCGGAUUGA
This is a messenger RNA of Rhizoctonia solani, 2433 nucleotides long. Its product is annotated as protein arginine N-methyltransferase 5. Bases 1 to 2433 code for a protein of 810 amino acids. Lineage: Eukaryota; Fungi; Basidiomycota; Agaricomycetes; Cantharellales; Ceratobasidiaceae. Gene Ontology annotation, cellular component: cytosol; nucleus. The transcript is spliced from 14 exons. The record is from RefSeq and is a predicted model, not a curated record. Gene Ontology annotation, molecular function: coenzyme A diphosphatase activity. Gene Ontology annotation, biological process: regulation of DNA-templated transcription.